Molecule: messenger RNA, 2921 nt
Organism: Pseudopodoces humilis (Tibetan ground-tit)
Lineage: Eukaryota; Metazoa; Chordata; Aves; Passeriformes; Paridae
Gene: SLC29A3
Product: solute carrier family 29 member 3
Biological process (GO): nucleoside transmembrane transport
Cellular component (GO): plasma membrane; Golgi apparatus
Molecular function (GO): nucleoside transmembrane transporter activity
Source: RefSeq, a predicted model, not a curated record
GGCCGGGAGGGACCCCCCGUGCCAGCACGAUGAUCCCGGCAGCCGGCAGCUUUCCCCCGGACCAGGAGCCCCUGCUGGAGGAGCCCGUGGGGAGCAGGUACAGCCGGCAGAAGCCAAGGGACCGCUGGCAUGGGGCCUACAUUAUCUUUUUCCUCCUGGGCAUCGGGUCCCUCCUGCCCUGGAAUUUCUUCAUCACGGCCAAACACUACUGGAGGUACAAGCUGCAGAACUGCUCGGAUGAGCCGGGCCCGGUGGGGCAGGCGGCCUCAGACCUGCGGGACUACUUUGAGAGUUACAUCUCCAUUGCUUCCACUGUGCCCUCAGUGCUGUGCCUGAUUGGAAACUUCUUGCUUGUCAACAAGGUUCCUGCCAGUGUCAGGAUCCUGUCCUCUCUCUUUGUCAUGCUGGCUGUUUUCCUGGUGAUCACGGUGCUGGUGAAGGUGGACACCUCCGCCUGGACCACGCGCUUCUUCGCCCUCACCAUCGGCUGCGUGGCCGUGGUCAGCAGCGCCUCCACCGUCUUCUCCAGCAGCCUCUUCGGCCUGAGCAGCUGCUUCCCCAUGAGGAACCUGCAGGCUCUGAUCUCAGGCCAGGCCAUGGGUGGCACCAUCAGCGCCGUGGCCUCUCUGAUAGACCUGGCAGCGGCGGCCGAUGUCACCGACAGCGCCCUGGCCUAUUUCCUCACCGCCGACAUCUUCAUCGUCGUCUGCAUCAUGGUCUACCUGCUCCUGCCCAGGCUGGAGUACUCCAGGUAUUACCUGGGCAGCCAGAAGGAGAGCCCCUCUCUGGUCACGGUGCCCCCUGACAGCUCCAUGGAGGCCGAGGCAGAGCCCCGAGGCACCGUGAGUUCCUCCUUCCUCGAAAGAAGCGCUGGCAUCCCCCCACUCCGCCCCAUCCUGCAAAAGACCGCCCUCCUCGGCUUCUGCCUCUUCUACGUCUUCUUCAUCUCCAUCAUCAUCUUCCCCUCCCUCUCCUCCAACAUCGAGUCUGUCAGCAAAGCCUCGGGAAGCCCGUGGAGCAGCAAGUACUUCACACCGCUCACGUGUUUCCUCCUGUACAACUUUGCUGACUGGUGCGGGAGGCAGGUCACCGCCUGGAUCCAGGUGCCUGGCCCCAAGAGCAAACUGCUGCCUGCCCUCGUCCUCCUCAGAACCAUCUUCCUCCCUCUCUUCAUCCUCAGCAACUACCAGCCCCGGGCUCACAUCCAGACCGUGGUGUUCAACCGGGACAUCUACCCCGUGGUCUUCACGGCGCUGCUGGGGCUCAGCAACGGCUACCUGGGCACGCUGGUCAUGGUCUACGGCCCCAAAAUCGUGCCCAAAGAGCUGGCUGAGGCAGCAGGGGUGGUGAUGACCUUUUACCUCGUGCUGGGGCUGGCUCUGGGGUCUGCCUGUGCUGUUUUUGUGGUGCAUCUCGUGUAGAUGGGCAGAAGGAGGAGGAUGCCCUCAGUUUGUGGUGCUGCUGUUGGGUAUUUGGGGUUUGGGUUUUAUUUCCCAAAAGAGUCAGUUACCCUCUGGUUUUGAGGCAGGCUGUGCCUGUCUUGGGAGGGGGGAAGCUGCAUCCAGGGGGAUGCAGAGGGAAAGUCUCCCUUCUGGGAAGGGGAAUCCCCUGUGCUUGGGAAGGUUCUGUCAGACACUGUCACUCCCCAGUUCAAUGGAGCAGGGACCAAAACAGCUUUAUCCUCCCCAGGGAGCUCAGGGAAGCACCAGGGACACAGGGAUACCAUUCCUUACCCAUGUGCCAGUGAUUUUAAGCUGAGCCUGGGGCUUUUGGGGGCACCUUGGGUUUUGCUGCCGCACUGUUACGAGUUCAGCCCUUCAGGGGUUGGGUGGUCUUUGGGUGGGAUCACCCCUCACCGAGCUGUGAUGGUGAUGUUCAACUAAAAGGGAUUUGAGCCCUUCUCACAAUUUAGGGAGUGAGUAGCAGCUGCCCCAGGGAUCAGGGCACAGUUUUGCACAGAUUUCAUACAAUCAUUGCACGAAAAAAACCUAAAAAAAACCAUAUAUAUAUAAAAGGGAAACCACUCCACUUGGAAUUUUGCUUGCUUUAAUUUUUCCACGUAAAACUGAAUUGAGGGAUCAUCUACCCCUAGCUUGGUGCCACUAGUGUUGGGGACUGUCCCCUGGCCAGAGGAGCAUUUUUCCUGCUGUGACUGUGGUGUGACCCCCCCCAAGGAAAGUGAAAUGCUGAGUGGGCCUAACCUGAGGUUUUUAGGGUGUCUUCAGUCUGCAUUCAGAGAGCUCUGUGAGAGCCAGGGAGAGGCAUGAGGUUCCCAGCAGAAAUCGGGUUAAUUCAUGUAGACAGGCACCAUAUGGCCUCCAGAUGUUUUCAGAGGGGUGAGCUACUGUGACACCCAAAAUUAUGGCCCACCCAAAGAAGACUGGCUUUCAAAGUCAUUUAGACUCCCAUAUGCCAGCACAGCCUGGACUAAAUCCGAUUAUAGUAUUUAUUUUCUCAAAUUGGCUGGAUUUAUGGUCUAGAAGAGGUGAACUGAUAAGCAAGGGUGUAAUGGCAGAGCUUGGCAGUGCAGUGAUGCCUCAGAGAUGCUGUCUGUGGAAAUUAAUUCCUUUAAGACUGGGUUAGGAGCAGAUGCUCCUUGACUGGGAUGUUCUCUCAGCACCUCCUGCUUGCCCACGUUGUGGUGGAGCUGCUGGAUGUGGGGCUUUGCUGGGAGAACAGCAGGAUGCCUGCAGCAGUUGGUCAAAAAGGCCAACCUAACUUGGUGCUGGCAACCAAAAAGUCCCUUUGUGGCCUUCAGUGGGCCUGUCUUCCACCUGUGCCUUUCCCCCCAGUCCAAGGAAUGAUGAGAUUUGGCUUGGGUUUUUUACUGCUUUGCAUCUCUGCUCUUCUUCUCUGUGUUACAGACAAAAUUCCUCUGGAGGGAGAACUCAAUUAUCUGGUACUGUUGCUAAUAAAGAUAA